AUGCUAACAGUUGGUCUGGUUCAUCGCAGUUGUCUAGAGCAUUGGGAGGCCUGCUUAGAGAUGCAGACUCGGGCUCUAACUAAAGCUUCUGCUGACCUUCCGAAUGCAUCUGCUGCACUACAAGUCUCAUUGAACGGACUCCUCAGACUGUCAGAGUGCCCCAGAUGUAACAAUCAGACGCUCUGGCGAGUGGAGGUCAACCAGGUGACAGGUUAG
Protopolystoma xenopodis is the source of this 216-nucleotide messenger RNA. The record is from the annotation of a GenBank genome assembly. Lineage: Eukaryota; Metazoa; Platyhelminthes; Monogenea; Polystomatidea; Polystomatidae.